This is a messenger RNA of Bufo gargarizans (Asiatic toad), 3587 nucleotides long. RefSeq names its product integrator complex subunit 6 (gene INTS6). Lineage: Eukaryota; Metazoa; Chordata; Amphibia; Anura; Bufonidae. The transcript has 18 exons. The record is from RefSeq and is a predicted model, not a curated record. Gene Ontology annotation, biological process: snRNA 3'-end processing. Bases 351 to 3008 code for a protein of 885 amino acids. Gene Ontology annotation, cellular component: integrator complex.
UCAGUAGAGGGAGACAGAGGCUGCGAGAGGGGAAGUAGUGCUGAACUCAUUCAAACUUCUGUCACAUCUAAAAGGGGCAUAAACCAGCCAGUGCAGCAGCAGCCGGCCCCCCAAACACCACGCGACGAGGGGUGACGGUCAGAAGUAUAAGAGCCCACCAUUAUCAAUACCCUCCCUUCUAGGCAGCCUCUCCUAGGAGCCUGGGGGGAGGCACGGGCUGCCACACAAAGAGAAGGGGAAUGGGGCUGCUGUGGAGGAGACACACUGCGUAGUGUCAGGGAGGGUCCCCACUUCCAGCAGCCGCUUCUCUCCCCCUCAGUGGAUGGGACUGCCCAUGUAGCAGCAGCACUAUGCCCAUUUUACUUUUCCUGCUAGAUACGUCCGCCUCCAUGAACCAGCGCACCUACCUGGGCACCACAUACCUGGACAUAGCAAAAGGCGCUGUAGAGACUUUCAUGAAGCUCAGAUCUCGGGAUCCUGCCAGCAGAGGAGACAGGUACAUGCUGGUCACACUGGAGGAGCCUCCUUAUGGGAUCAAGGCCGGAUGGAAGGAAAACCACACUACUUUUAUGAAUGAGUUAAAAAAUCUUCAAGCAGUUGGACUCACCGGUCUUGGUCAAGCGCUAAGGACGUCCUUUGAUUUGUUAAAUUUAAAUAGAUUAGUAACUGGCAUAGACAACUAUGGACAGGGAAGGAAUCCAUUUUUCUUGGAGCCUGCCAUUAUUGUAGCAAUAACUGAUGGAAGUAAAUUGACAUCAACUGGUGGCGUGCAGGAAGAACUCCACUUGCCUUUAAACUCUCCAUUGCCCGGAAGUGAGUUAACAAAGGAGCCUUUUCGUUGGGAUCAGAGACUUUUUGCUUUAGUUCUCCGCCUUCCGGGUGCAACAUCUUUUGAGCAGGACCAGUUGAAUACCGUUCAAGUCGAUGAGUCCCCCAUCACGCCGAUGUGCGAUGUCACAGGUGGUCGUUCCUAUUGUGUUUUCUCACAGCGGACGUUGAACCAGUGCCUGGAGUCAUUGGUGCAAAAGGUUCAAAGUGGGAUUGUCAUCAAUUUUGAAAAAUCUGGACCUGAUCCCCCUCUUUCUGAAGAUGGAAUCGCUGAAACCAUAAAACCAGUCGGGCCUCAGCCAUGGCACAGCUGUCGGAAGUUAAUCUACGUGAGACCGAAUCCAAAAACAGGUGUACCGCUGGGCCACUGGCCGGUACCAGAAUCGUUUUGGCCAGAUCAGAAUUCUCCCACCCUACCCCCUCGAACUGCUCAUCCCGUUGUGAAGUUUUCUUGCACCAACUCUGAGCCAAUGGUAAUUGACAAGCUGCCAUUUGACAAGUAUGAAUUGGAGCCAUCACCACUGACACAGUAUAUUCUGGAGAGGAAAUCCCCACAUACCUGCUGGCCUGUGUUUGUGGUAAACAGUGCUAAGUACAGUGAGCUCGGCCAUCCAUUUGGUUACUUAAAAGCCAGCACUGCCCUAAAUUGUGUAAAUCUCUUUGUGAUGCCUUAUAACUACCCCGUCCUCCUCCCUUUAUUAGAUGACUUGUUUAAAAUCCACAAGGCUAAACCUUCCCUGAAGUGGAGGCAACUUUUUGAGAACUAUUUGAAAACCAUGCCACCUUACUACAUUGGACCUCUAAAGAAAGCACUAAGGAUGAUGGGUGCACCAAACCUUAUACCUGAGAACAUGGAGUAUGGACUGAGUUAUAGUGUUGUCUCCUACCUCAAAAAACUUAGCCAGCAGGCUAAGAUGGAAUCUGAUCGAGUCAUUGGUUCCAUUGGGAAAAAAUGUCCACAGGAAUCGGGUAUUAAAGUAAGAAAUGGACCAAGUAUGCCGUCACUGGCUGUGAGGAAGGAUUUUAAGCAGUUACUGCAGGAAAUAACGGGAGAAAUUCCACAGAGAGCGAUUGAACUGAACGUGAAGGAGUUUGCUGGCUUCCAGAUAGCCCUGCUGAAUAAGGACCUAAAACCACAGACCUUUAGAAAUGCCUAUGACAUCUCUAGAACAAAUCUCUUGGAUCACCUCACCCGAAUGAGGGCAAAUCUCCUUAAGUCAUCACGCAGGUUCUUCAGCGGACAGGAUGAAGAUCAGAUACACAGUAUACCUAUAGUCCAGAUGGGAAACUACCAAGAAUAUCUAAAGAAUAUCUCUUCACCACUAAGAGAGCUGGAUGCCGAUCAGCCCAAGAGACUGCAUACGUUUGGAAAUCCCUUUAAACUGGACAAAAAGGGGAUGAUGAUUGAUGAAGCUGAUGAGUUUGUGUCAGGUCAUCAAAACAAACACAAGCGACCAGGCGAACCUAACAUGCUGGGGGUCCCAAAAAGGAGGCGAUGUAUGUCUCCAUUGUUAUCCAACAAAUCUCUGUCUGCACUUGUAAACAACCAUAUAGGAGGGAAAAGUCCACCAUCUCCUUCAACCCAGACUUCACCAGACAUGCAAAAACCAGGCGCAAUAAAUAAAUAUCCUGGCUUGCAUAACAGUAUGAUGCCAACAGAAAAUGAAGAAAAUCACGUAGAAGACCAGCUCUCCACAGAUGUGUACAUGGAUAGUUCAGACCAGUUUGAGACUUUGUCCCAGGUUUCCCUAAACUCUCUAGAAAGUGCUGACGAUUCCACGGAAGAUGGGGACACUGACAGUUUGGGUUCUAAUAAUUCCGAUAUAUUUAUUGGAAAUUCAAAGGCACCUGAAGAUAUGGGAAAUUGCUUUGGAAAUGACACAGCUGCUUUUUCACACAAGAUCAGGAGGUUGCGGCCAUGUCGGAGCCAUGAGGAGGUCAAUGUAGAGCUGAAAAGUCGAAUAAUAAAAGAGAUCAGGAAACCUGGAAGAAAGUAUGAGACCAUAUUUGCAAUGUUAAGAGACGUACAGGGAAGUCUGCAAACACGUCUCAUCUUCCUGCAGAAUGUUAUCAAGGAGGCGGCAAGGUUUAAAAAGCGAAUGCUGAUUGAACAGCUAGAAGAAUUUUUAGAAGAAAUUCACAAAAGAGCAAAUCAAGUCAACCACUUCAACAGCUGUUAAAUGGCCGCGUGGAGAUCCCUUCUGUCUGUUUCAGCUGUAAAGUAUGUGCACAAAUGGACAUCAGUCGUGGCCAAAUAGUCUGAACGGUCUGAAUACUGAACCGAUAUAUACCCUUUAAUAUGCUUCCAUUUUUACGUACAUGGAUAGUAUCAGCGUGAUGCCUUUAUUGGAAUAAUGGGAAGUUUUUAAUAAGAUCCCGGUGAUCACGGACUAGCUAUGCUGACUUCUCUCAGGUUUCACAGCAUACCCUCCACCUCACAAGUGAGUGCAUCACUGGCUGCUAUGAAGGUGUUUGCCAAAAUCUUAACCUGUUUGUUUACAGGUUGUUCAAAAACUGAUUUUAUAGCAUUGGAAAUCUGAACUGUCUGCCUCUGACGUGCACGCUUUCCACAGAGACUUUUUAAAUGCAGUUAAAUGCAAUUUGUCCUUGAUACCUAACUAGACAGAAGCACAUGUGUGAACAAGGUCAUAUUUUGUACAUAAUUAUUUUGGAUAUACUAUUGUAAGUUGUACAGGUGUAUUUUGAAAACUAUUUAAAAAGAGGCACUUUUGUUAUUCCAUUAAUAAAAAAAAGCUCUA